AAAUUGAAUAAUAAAAACAAGAGGAGUUGCAUGUGCGGGAAAAGAAGUGAAACGUGAAUUGAGUCGCAAAAAUGAUUGGACAGUCAAAGAUAUCGGCUUUCUUCAGCCCCAAGCAGGUCAAAAGACCACUUUCAAGUGUAGAAAACACACAGAGCCCAUCACCCAAAAAAGCAAAAGAUGCGAAUAAUGGCAAACCUUCUGGUCUGAGCCCUGAGCAGAAGCAACGGAUGGAGGAAAAGAAGAAGGAAGCUCUGGAGAAGCUUAAGAUGAAGAAGACAGAGAUAUCCCCCAUCAAUGGUGUCAAGAAUGGGCCUGACAACAUUGGUGCUUCUUGGGCGAAGGCUUUGUCAUCAGAGUUCUCCAAGCCGUAUUUUAUCAAAUUGCAAGAGUUUGUCGCUGCUGAACGGAGGAGCCAUACUAUCUACCCACCUGCACAUCAGGUUUUUUCAUGGACACAGGCAUGUAAUAUAAAAGAUGUGAAGGUAGUGAUCCUCGGUCAAGAUCCAUACCAUGGACCUGGUCAAGCACAUGGUUUAUGCUUCAGUGUGCAAAAAGGAGUGAAACCACCCCCAAGUCUUGAGAACAUGUACAAGUGUCUGAAGAAGGACAUAGAUGGCUUUGAACAUCCUGGUCAUGGUCACCUCAUCGGCUGGUCUAAACAAGGAGUACUACUCUUGAAUGCCGUCUUGACCGUACGAGCCAACAACCCAAACUCGCACAAGGACAAAGGCUGGGAGAAAUUCACAACAGCAGUGAUAGCAUGGCUCAACUCAAACCUCAACGAUGUUGUCUUCAUGCUGUGGGGAUCCUAUGCGCAGAAGAAAGGGAGCAUUAUUAACUCGAAGCGUCACCAUGUGUUGAAGGCGGUCCAUCCGUCUCCUCUCUCAGCCCAUCGAGGGUUCUUCGACUGUCAGCACUUCUCCAGGACAAAUGAACUCUUAAAGAAAGCUGGCAAGAAACCGAUCGACUGGUCAAGGUUCUCAGACGAGAAUGUGUGAUUUUAGAAGGGCAAGAAGCUCAUCUGUUCCAGGCUCCCAAAUGUGGAUACGAGUGAAGAACUUAUAUUAUCCUUUUAUAGAGAGAAUAUAUCUGUGUAUUCAUAAAACCAAGAAAGAUUGCUUGCUUGUGGCAUAAUGGAAGAGAAAAAAACAAGUUCUGUCAUGGAGAACAGCGAUAGCAAUGACGCCACAAAAAACUUCCUGCAUUUUAACGUUUUGACACCAUAUCUUGGUGGAGCAUGAUGAAAAAAUUCUGGUAGGCAUUUCAUUGGUGAUCAUUUCUUGUGGUAAAUGGUAUCUAGGUCAAAUCUACCCCAGUAAAAUAUUAUAGUAAAAAGAGAAAAAUAA
This is a messenger RNA of Lytechinus variegatus (green sea urchin), 1346 nucleotides long. RefSeq names its product uracil-DNA glycosylase-like (gene ung). The coding region runs from base 72 to 998 and encodes 308 amino acids. Gene Ontology annotation, biological process: base-excision repair, AP site formation via deaminated base removal; base-excision repair. The record is from RefSeq and is a predicted model, not a curated record. The transcript has 8 exons. Gene Ontology annotation, cellular component: mitochondrion; nucleus. Gene Ontology annotation, molecular function: uracil DNA N-glycosylase activity. Lineage: Eukaryota; Metazoa; Echinodermata; Echinoidea; Temnopleuroida; Toxopneustidae.